UGCGUGCGUGCGUGAGUGAGUGAGUGCGUGUGUGUGUUCAGUCUCAGCAUUUAAGCAGCCGGCACAGAUUCUUUUCUGCUCAUUUGCUCUGCCACCAUGGAUCUGAAAGUUGCAACCGUGAUCGUUUGUCUGUGUGCGUUGGCCAUCAGCCCCACUGAAGCCGGCAUCCCCAAGUGCUGUGUCAGAACAACGACGUGCAGCAUUGCCAGGCGUUUCCUGAUGAAGGUGGAACGAUCGUACGUCCAGCUGAGCAGCGGCGCCUGUGACAUCUCUGCACUGAUACUUUACGUGAAGGGCAGGGAUAAGCCCAUUUGUGCUCCUCUCAAGAUGAAGGCCAUCCUGGAGAUUGUUCACCGGAGAAUGAAACAAAACAAGAUGAAAGCGGCUUUCUGAGAUUUCUGAGAGUGAAACAUUUCUCCCUCACGACUGUGUUUUCAAGAGACUGUGUCAGACAGGUUUCUCAUGCAUGGCGGGGGUUUUAUUAUCAUCAAUUGUGCAGAGGGCAAUAUGUUGAACUUCAAUUUAAUCUGUAUUUGUUAAUGAGAAAUGUUGUCACACAAACUGAGAUGACAGUUGCUAUGACGUAUUUGUGCAAACAAAUGAUAAAUAAGAGCGAGAGACUUUGAUGGAACUUUUUUUUCUACAUUUUUAAUAAAAAUGAAAAUACAAAUGGA
Messenger RNA from Scophthalmus maximus (turbot), 674 nucleotides. RefSeq names its product chemokine (C-C motif) ligand 27b (gene ccl27b). NCBI's taxonomy places the organism in Eukaryota, Metazoa, Chordata, Actinopteri, Pleuronectiformes, Scophthalmidae. Gene Ontology annotation, molecular function: chemokine activity. Bases 97 to 393 code for a protein of 98 amino acids. The transcript has 3 exons. Gene Ontology annotation, cellular component: extracellular region. Gene Ontology annotation, biological process: immune response. The record is from RefSeq and is a predicted model, not a curated record.